This is a messenger RNA of Clarias gariepinus (North African catfish), 2240 nucleotides long. RefSeq lists its product as uncharacterized. Gene Ontology annotation, molecular function: carbohydrate binding. The record is from RefSeq and is a predicted model, not a curated record. Gene Ontology annotation, cellular component: external side of plasma membrane. Gene Ontology annotation, biological process: biological process involved in interspecies interaction between organisms. Lineage: Eukaryota; Metazoa; Chordata; Actinopteri; Siluriformes; Clariidae. The transcript has 2 exons. Bases 335 to 1636 code for a protein of 433 amino acids.
UGCUACUGACUACGGCACUGAAUUUGUCACAGCUUUUCCAGAGAACCUUGCUUACUACUAUCCAGCAACUCUCACCCUCACACUGAAAAUCACCACCUUAGUUGAUGGCACUAAUAUUCAAGUCUUCUUAAAUAGUCAAAGUAUCUGGAGCUCGACAAACUAUGUGAGACAGAAGGUGUAUUAUGUCCCUGUUAAUAACGGAGAGGUGAAUCAGAUUGGCCCCUCUGGGAAUGUGGUCAAAAUUACCAGCAACAACAACAUCACUGUGUAUUCUGUCAGCGUCCGAGGAGACAGCAUACAGACCAGUGUUGUUCUACCUACAAGAAACCUGGGAAUGAAUUAUCUGGUCCCUUCCUUUAAUUACACCGAUCUGGCCGUCAGGCUGAACACCUAUAAUGUCUCCCAGUUCAUUGAUACGACCACUGUGCCGAUGGAUUUCAGUUUCAGACUCAUUAUUAUUAAUGCAGAAGCAGUUAACAACACCGUGACGGUGACCCAAACCACUGAUGGUGGGGGUACCACUGAUUCUGUGAUCACAAUCGGACCUUAUUCGCUGAACCAGCUGCCGAGCAGUAAUUCCUAUUUUCAAGUCUCAUCCACGGGAAAAGUGGCUGUGAUCCUUACCAAUCCGUGUAUCGACACCCCCAACUGCAAGUGUAACAUGGUUGCGCACCAACUCCGUCCCACCAGCCUACUGGGAGAUAGUUUCCUCUACCCUUACUAUAAUGCCACUGGCAUGGGUCUUUUUGUAGCCUCAGAGAACAAUGUUGAUAUCACGUCUGGCUCUCAGAAGUCGUCUGUUAGUCCUGGUUCUAUAACCAUGCUCCCUUAUUUCCCAGGUCUCAGCACCGGAAGCACAAUCCUCACAACAUCACAGCCAGCUUCCGUCAAUGUAAUCUAUCCAGGCCUUAUAGUCGAGCUCCUCCCCACAACAAGUUUUGCUGGCUGCUUCUUGGUACACAGCACUGCGACUGCCAACACUAUGGCUUUAAUCAUAGCUCUAACCAGUGAAAAGGAUAAAGUCCAAAUGGGCACUACUCCUCUGUCUGCAACCUGGAAUGCUCUCAAUGAUACAGGGUACUCAUAUACUACCGCAAGCAUAACCAAUCCGUCAUCAAAUUUUAUCUGGCAUCCUUCCUCACCGAUUGGGGUGUACAUCAUUGCGACUUCAAACAUAGCGGUGACUUUUGGAGGUCCGGCAAUUGUUUUAAACGACGAGCCAGAUCCCAACGGUUGUGUUGUGGUUCCUAUUCCAUUUGCUCUUUCUAACAACACAAUGAGUUGGCAGGCAUCUCGGGCUUACUGUGAAAGUCAAAAUAUGGUGUUGGCGAGUCCCAACCUAGAGUUUACGCAACACAAAAUUGUUCAGUCGCUUAUCAACAUGAAUGCAGCAGGUGGCGUGUGGCUCGGCAUGCGACGCAACCUUACCACCUCUGAUUGGUACUGGAAUAGCGGCAACGACAUCACCUUUACCGAUUGGAAAGACAACGAACCUUCGAGCGGCAUGUGUGUAUCCCUUACUGUGGACAAAAGUGCGGAUUUCAAAUGGAGCACCAAGCGCUGUUGCACGCCCAUGCAGCCCAUGUGUCAAGGAAAAAUGGUAAUAUUGAGCUCCAUCACUGAUACGGGUAGUUAAGCGAUUUAGAUGUUGACCACCACCAACUCAGACACGACCACCAGCAUCAGCAGCUCUUUAUUUCAUGUUUCUUUAAUAUGUGUUAAGUCCAACCUAAUACUAACGACACAGCAAUCCAUUAGAUGGAUGCUAAUCAUCUUAUCAGCAUAGUGCAUUGCUAGUGAUGUUUUAACUUUUAUUAUAAUGAAAAGUAAAUAUUUAUCUUGCUGCUUAGUAGCUUAACACUUAAUAUCGCAGCAGCUCAUCCUAACACGAAGCAUUAGCCAGUACCAAUAAAGAAAGAGUUUUUUUCCAUAUUUUUCAGCAGUAGCUGCACUUCUCACAUCCUGUAACUGUGUGCAGAUUUCCACUGCUGUUUGUCAAAAUUUAUUUUCAUCACAAUUAUUCUAAGGAUAUUAUACAUGAAUAAUAAUAAAAAAAGCUUUAUUUUCCUUUAUCCUGUAAAUAUCUCUAUCCUAUACAAAUAUAUAAUUAUAUAAGCACAUAUGGCACAUGUAACACAUUUUCUUGGAAUAUUUAAUGCAGUGUACUUACAUUUUAACACUUGAGAUUAUUUUAAUCCUUGUUACUGUAUCCACAGAGUAUACUAAAAAUGUUUUUUUCU